This is a messenger RNA of Melampsora larici-populina 98AG31, 4176 nucleotides long. RefSeq lists its product as uncharacterized. Gene Ontology annotation, molecular function: phosphoribosylformylglycinamidine synthase activity. The coding region runs from base 1 to 4176 and encodes 1391 amino acids. The transcript is spliced from 3 exons. Lineage: Eukaryota; Fungi; Basidiomycota; Pucciniomycetes; Pucciniales; Melampsoraceae. Gene Ontology annotation, biological process: 'de novo' IMP biosynthetic process. The record is from RefSeq and is a predicted model, not a curated record.
AUGCGCUUGUUAUUCCCAGGUCCAUCGAUCCAUUCCCCGAGUCAAAGAUCCAGACUAUUGAGAUCAAUCCAAUCCGUUGAUCAAUCAAUCAUAGCCAUCGAUUCCGUAUGGAUUCAUCUUAUCCAUAGCUCAUCCGAAUCAUCCGCCAGUCUACUCUCUACACCUUCCGAGACAGUUUCUCAAAUUCUGUCAAGCCUAUUGAACUAUGGUGAAGAUUACGCUCUUCCGGAAACACGCCAACGUUUACAUGAGUUACUCUCAUUACCAAUUGGCUCUCGGAUACCUAAUGGGUUCAUGGUCGCUUCACGACCUGGUACACUUCCUCCUUGGUCUUCAAAAGCAACAGAUAUUGCUAGAAUUUGUAAACUUUCGGAACAUGUUACUCGAAUUGAACGAAUCGGAGUUUUCCUUUUCACCACAGCUGAUGGAAGCCAGAAAUUGAUCAACACCGAAUGGCUCAACUCAAUUGGCCAUUUGGUCUCUGAUAGAAUGACUCAGAUCUGUAUACCGACCCUCCUAUCUGCUCAACCUACCAAUGAUACUGGAAAUCUUGAAAGGAAAUUAUUAAAGUCCAUCGAACUCUCUCAGACGGACUCAAGUGGAAAUUCAUCAUCUCAACUUGACUUUGCACGUACUCAAUUGCAAAGUGCCAAUCAGGAACUUGGAUUAGCUUUGGCAAUCGAUGAAGUUGACUAUCUUGCUAAUGCCUUCACCUCUGAAGCCAGUCAAGAAGGCACCACAAGGCGUAAUCCAACAGACGUAGAGCUCUUUAUGUUCGCACAAGUCAACUCUGAACAUUGUCGACACAAAAUCUUCAAUGCCAAUUGGACCUUGAAUGAUGUUUCCCAAGAUCAAACACUUUUCGGAAUGAUUCGAAAUACACAUGCCAAGCAACCUGCGCAUACUCUUUCUGCUUAUCACGAUAAUGCUGCGGUUGUAGACGGUCCUGUCGCACCUCGCUUUGCGCUCUUUCGGGACAACCCAGAUGAACCUCUACAUUCUCAAUCAUAUUCAUCUCGACUUCAACCAAUGCCUUAUCUCAUCAAGGUUGAAACUCAUAAUCAUCCAACUGCAGUUUCACCCUACGAAGGUGCAGCAACUGGCUCCGGUGGUGAGAUCAGAGACGAAGGUGCUGUGGGUAGAGGCUCCAAGCCGAAGGCUGGUCUAGCCGGAUUCUCUGUCUCUAAUUUGCGGAUCCCUGGUCAUAUCCAACCUUGGGAAACAGAAGACUUUGGUAGACCUGGUCAUAUCGCUAGUAGUAUUGAUAUCAUGUUAGAGGCUCCUCUCGGGUCAAGCGCUUACAAUAACGAAUUCGGUCGACCUGCUCUCUGUGGCUAUUUCCGUACAUUCUCUCAACGAGUUCCAGCCCUAACCGUACCCAACGCCUCGUCAGCUACUAAAUCAACUGAGGUACGAGGGUUUCACAAACCUAUCAUGAUUGCUGGUGGCUUGGGAAACGUGCGUCCUGAGUUCAUUCAGAAGCGCAAGUUGAAGCCAAACUCCAAAAUCAUAGUUUCGGGUGGACCCGGGAUGCUCAUCGGUUUAGGUGGAGGUGCUGCUUCUUCUAUUCAAUCAGGUUCUAGUUCAGUUGAACUUGACUUUGCGUCUGUUCAGAGAGAGAAUGCCGAAAUUGAGCGUCGAUGUCAAGAGGUGAUCGAUUCUUGCGCCAAUCUACCCCCCGAUCUCAAUCCAAUCGAUAGUAUUCACGAUGUUGGUGCAGGUGGCUUGAGCAACGCGCUUCCUGAAUUGGUACACGAUAGCGGUCUGGGUGGCAAGUUUGAAAUCCGUGACAUUCAUGUCGAUGACGAAACUAUGAGUCCUAUGGAGAUCUGGUGCAAUGAAAGUCAAGAACGAUAUGUCAUUGGUCUCUCACCCGAUGAAAAUGCUUUGAAGACCUUUGAAUCUAUUGCCAAGCGAGAACGAUGUCCUUACUCAGUUGUUGGUAUCACUACUGAAACUCAAGAACUAAUUGUCACUGAUCGAUUAUUCAACAAUACUCCAGUUCAUCUCAGUAUGCACACUCUGUUCGGAAAGCCACCAAAAAUUAAUCGAUCUUCCAAGACAGAUCGUCCAUUACUGUCCCCUCUUGAAUUCACUGCCCAUCUUCGACCUGGUGCGACUGUCACUGACGCCAUUGAAGAGAGUUUGAAUCGAGUCUUGAGGCUGCCAUCCGUUGGUAGUAAAAACUUUCUGAUUACCAUCGGAGAUCGAAGUGUAACCGGAUUGGUGACGCGAGAUCAGAUGAUCGGACCAUAUCAGGUUCCUGUCGCCGAUGUAGCUGUCACGCGUACCGCCCACGGCUUUGAUGUAAUUACAGGCGAGGCAAUGGCUAUGGGAGAACGCUCACCUUUAAGUUUGAUAUCAGCUGCCAGCUCAGCUCGAAUGGCAGUAACAGAAUCCUUGACAAACUUGAUCGCCUCUGAUAUCGUCUCACUUGAACAUGUCAAACUAAGUGCAAACUGGAUGUGUUCAGCAAACCAUGGUAACGACGGUGCAAGGUUGUUUGAAGCGGUUGAAGCUAGCAUCAGUAUCCCAGUAGGCAAAGAUUCAAUGUCGAUGAAGAUGAAAUGGAAUGAAGAUGGAAAAGAUCAGGAGGUCACUGCCCCAUUAUCAUUGAUAGUGACUGCCUUUAGUGAAGUUCAAUCAGUCGAGCGUACUUGGACACCUGAAUUGAAACAGACCUCAACACCCUCAGUUCUUCUGUUAGUGGAUUUAUCCAACGGCAAGCGUCGAUGUGGCGGAUCUGCCAUCGCACAAGUCUUCAAUCAAUUGGGAGAUGAGUCCCCUGACGUCGAUGCCGCUCACUUGAAAAGUUUCAUCAAUGGCUGUAUUCAAUUACAUCGACAUUCGAAGAAACCUAUACUCGCCUACCACGAUCGAUCAGAUGGAGGCUUGUUGACCACCUGUCUUGAGAUGAGCUUUGCUGGUAGACUGGGGAUUAACCUUGCGCUUGACACAUCACAAGAUCCUCAAGAAGUCCUCGAACAGCUUUUCUGUGAGGAGGCAGGCUGUGUCUUUCAAUGCUUGGAGUCAUCUAUCACAGAUGUGACCGAGGAAUUCCUCAAAGCUGGUCUUCCCUCAUCCUGCUUGAAGGUUAUCGGUCAAGUCUUGGAGCCAACAACUGGAACUGAUCAGAUCAUUUCUAUUCAUCAAAGUCAAGACGGUAAACAGAUUUGGACAUCGACACGUUCUAGGCUUCAAUCAAUCUGGUCAGAAACUUCCUACCAAAUGCAAUCUAUUCGAGAUAAUCCAGAAUGUGCCAAAGAAGAAUUUGACCAAAUCGCCAAUCUUGAAGAUCGAGGAUUGUUUUACUCGCUUCCAUCAUCAUUUUCAUUUGAUCUAUCAAAGAGCUCUUUGAAUGAUCGUCCAAAGGUUGCGAUCUUGAGAGAUCAGGGUGUAAAUGGACAUCUCGAGAUGGCUUAUGCCUUCACUGCUGCUGGUUUCAAUGCUAUCGAUCUUCAUAUGACUGAUAUCAUUGGUGGAAGAGUUGAUUUGAGCGUCUUUCGUGGUUUAGUAGCUGUUGGUGGGUUUAGUUAUGGCGAUGUAUUAGGAUCAGGUAGCGGAUGGUCAAAGUCAAUUAUCCUUCACAAUGAAACCAAGAAAGAGUUCGCUAAAUUUUUUGACAGACCUGAAACCUUUACAUUAGGAGUUUGUAAUGGAUGUCAAAUGUUAACAAAUCUUGUUGAAAUAUUACCAAAGAAUUCUGAUUCAGAAAAAUCAAUUGAUCAAGUUUGGCCGAAAAUGAAACGAAACAAGAGUGGAAGAUUUGAAGCAAGAGUAUCAAUGGUAAAUAUACCUUUUAAUGAACUUAAUUCCAAAUCGGUCUUUUUACGAAACUUGCAAGGUUCUAGUCUUCCAAUUGCAGUUUCACAUGGAGAAGGCAGAGUAGAUUUCAGUCAUCUAGAAGGUACUUCAAGUUUACAACCAGCACUACAAUAUAUAAAUCGAAUUGACUCUCAACCAACAGAAUCUUAUCCAUCUAAUCCAAACGGUAGUCUUCAUGGUAUCACAGGAUUUCAUGCAGCUGAUGGUCGAAUCUUAGCUCUUAUGCCUCAUCCUGAACGUGUUAUUACUACGGAAUCUAAUUCUUGGAUUUCUGAUGAGGUUAAAGAUCAACUUGGUAGAGUUGGUCCUUGGUUUAAGAUGUUUCAAGAUUGUAGAGCUUGGUGUGCUUGA